This is a messenger RNA of Eremothecium gossypii ATCC 10895, 615 nucleotides long. It is a transcript of the gene DID2, whose product is annotated as Did2p. The transcript has a single exon. Gene Ontology annotation, biological process: endosome transport via multivesicular body sorting pathway; protein transport; late endosome to vacuole transport. Gene Ontology annotation, cellular component: multivesicular body; ESCRT III complex. The record is from RefSeq and is marked provisional. Bases 1 to 615 code for a protein of 204 amino acids. Lineage: Eukaryota; Fungi; Ascomycota; Saccharomycetes; Saccharomycetales; Saccharomycetaceae.
AUGGCACGUAAUCCAGCAGCAGGCCUAGAAAACACCCUCUUCCAACUGAAGUUCACUGCCAAGCAGCUCACCCGGCAGGCGGCGAAGGCGGCGAAGGAGGAAAAGCAGGAGACCAACAAGCUCAAGAAGAUAAUUGGCGAGAGCGAGGAGAUCGCGCGGCUGUACGCUUCGAAUGCCAUCCGCAAGCGCAACGAGCGCGUGCAGCUGCUGAAGCUGGCGUCGCGCGUCGACGCCGUGGUGUCGAAGGUCCAGACCGCGGUGACUAUGAGGCAGGUCAGCGGGUCGAUGGCGCAGGUGUGCAAGGGCAUGGACCGCGCACUGCAGAGCAUGAACCUGCAGCAGAUCACGAUGAUCAUGGACAAGUUCGAGCAGCAGUUUGAGGACCUGGACACGAGCGUGAACGUGUACGAGGAGAUGGGGCAGAACGUGGACGCCGUGGUGGUGGACAACGACAAGGUCGAUGAGCUGAUCAGCCAGGCCGCAGAUGAGAAGGGGCUGGAGCUGAAGCAGAGCGCGCAGCUGGGCGAGCUACCGCGCGUGCAGAACGCGCCUGCGGAGGUCACGGAGGACAAGGAGGACAAGCUCGCGCAGCGGCUGCGGAUGCUGCGGGGCUGA